AUGAAUCGAUUGGAAGAACAAUUAUUCGAACGAUAUGCGGAGUUAGAUCAACGCGUGGCUCAAUAUCGAGAAGAAAUGACCAUAUUGGAAGACUUGUUAAUUGAGAUUGCUACAAGAAGAGAUGAAGUCGAAGCAGGUGGCGAAAUUAUUCCAAAUGAUGUUGACACCCGACGAGAACGCAGACUUCACAGAAAACGCUCAGCAAGUCCAUUAUACGAUCUCAUUCGCAUUGCAAGAGAUGAAAUUCCUCCCGCAGAUCCCUUCGUAUCUUCAGAUCAAAAACGAGAAGAGGAGGAAGUUGUUACAGGACCAAUUAAACGACUCCGAACAAAUGAGAGGAGAUAUCCAUGUGAUCAAUAA
This is a messenger RNA of Auanema sp. JU1783, 360 nucleotides long. NCBI's taxonomy places the organism in Eukaryota, Metazoa, Nematoda, Chromadorea, Rhabditida, Rhabditidae. The record is from the annotation of a GenBank genome assembly.